AGACCUUGCGCGCCACUCUACCGCAUCAUACUUAAUUCCCGCUCCAAACAGGCCAGCCGGAAGCGGAACCGGAAGACGCUGACUUCACGGCGAUGGACACCACCGCCCAGGGCAGCGGCGGCGGCGGCGGCGGGCGCGUGUUGCUGCUGCCGUUCCCGGGGAUGCAGGGCCACGCCAACCCGAUGCUGCAGCUCGGCCGCCGCCUAGCCUACCACGGCCUCCUCCCCACCCUCGUCCUCACCCGCCACGUCCUCUCCACAACCCCCCUCAAAGACUGCCCCUUCCCCGUGGCCGCCAUCUCCGACGGCUUCGACGCCGGCGGGAUCGCCUCCUGCCCCGACACCGCGGAGUACCUGCGCCGGAUGGAAGCCGCUGGGUCGGACACACUGGCGCGGCUCCUGCUCGCCGCCGACGUGCGGGUGCUCGUGUACGACUCGCACCUGCCGUGGGCGCGGCGGGUCGCGCGGGAUGCCGGCGUGGCCGCGGCCGCGUUCAUGACGCAGAUGUCCGCGGUGGACGUGGUCUACGGCGAGGCGCGCGCGGGGCGGGUGGCGCUGCCGCUGGCGGACGGGAGCGCGCUGCGUCGCCGGGGUGUGCUCAGCGUGGACCUUGGGCCCCAAGACGUGCCGCCGUUCGUGGCCAAGCCGGAGUGGUACCCGGCGUUCACGGACUCAGCUCUCGGGCAGUUCGACGAGCUGGACCAGGCCGACGACGUGCUCGUCAACUCCUUCCGCGACCUGGAACCCACGGAGGCAGAUUACAUGGAAUCGAGAUGGCGCGCAAAGACCGUCGGCCCGACAUUGCCAUCGUUCUACCUAGACGAUGAUCGUCUGCCAUUGAACAAGUCCUACGGUUUCAACCUCGUCUCCAGCACUGCUCCAUGCAUGGCAUGGCUAGACAACCAGGCUCCUUGUUCCGUGGUCCUUGCAUCCUAUGGCACGGUCGCUAACCUCAACACGGCACAAAUAGAAGAGCUAGGCUAUGGAUUGUGCAAUUCUGCACAACCUUUCCUUUGGGUGUUGAGGUCUGAAGAAGCAGAAAAGUUGCCCGAAGAACUUCGUGGCCAAUGCAACAUGAAAGGCCUAAUUGUUUCUUUUUGCCCUCAGCUGGAGGUAUUGGCCCAUAGAGCCACAGGCUGUUUCUUGACGCAUUGUGGAUGGAACUCAACAACCGAAGCAAUUGUCACCGGUGUACCCAUGGUGGCAAUACCACAGUGGGCAGACCAACCGACAACCGCAAAGUAUGUGGAGAGCGCUUGGGGGAUUGGCUUGCGUGCACGUCAGGAUGGAAAAGGCUUGGUGAGGAGGGAAGAGGUGGAGAGGUGUAUCAAGGAGGUAUUGGGUGGGGAAGAGUAUGAGAGGAAUGCUUCCAAGUGGAUGCAAAAAGCCAAAAGGGCAAUGCAGAAAGGAGGGAGCUCGGACAAGAAUAUUACUGAUUUUGUGGCCAAGUACUUACCAAAUUCAAGAUCAUACGAAGAUGACACGGACAUGAAAUGAGUCAGGAUCCUCCAGAAUGCAGCAGUCCGGAAGGAGGGACAACCAAGAGUGUCCGCAAGGUGGACUUCUCGUAGGAAACGAAGCAGAUGCAGAAAAGAAGCGGCCCACAAGUUAGUUAGAAGUCCAGAAUGCAAAGCCCAUCUUAGAGUCAAGACCCUGUGGGCGGGACCUGUUAGUAGGAUGCACGGCGGCGCUCUCCUUUCUUCUACCCCAAUAUCUAUCUUGUGGCUGACCACAAAUAAGUCUUACAACGUGCUCACUUAUCCACUCGUAUCAUCCGCGCUGGCCAUCGCCUCUCCAUCUAUUCCCCAUCCUCGAUUAGCACGACUUCGCGUCCUCCAUCUUCUGACCGCUUGCUGCUCCCCUCCGCGCUUCUCCCUUGCUCUCGCGCCCGCCGCCUUCUCGGCCUCGCUGCUCCCGCCGCUGUGCCGCACCAGGCGCCGCCGCGCGUCGAGGUACAGGGUGAGGGCGAGCCUCCACGGGCUGGACUCCGCCGGGGGUCUCCACGCGAUGCCCACGCACCGCCGCCGUCUCGCCCUCGCUGCUCCAGCCGCUGCGCGCUUCGGGUGCAGGGUGAGGGCGAACCUCUCCACGGGAUCCGUCGGGGCGCUCCUCCCGGGCGGCCGCCGCAGCCGUCUCAACCUCUGCCCCCGGCGCUGUAUCGCAUCGGGUGCCACCGGGCGUCGGGUUCCAGGGUGGGGGCGAGCCUCCACGGGCUGCACUCCGUCGAGGGCCUCCAGGCAGCGCUCGAGCGCGCGGAGGCGGCGCUCUGCACGCUCGCCGACGCAGAACAGUCGCGAAUCCUGAUAUUCAAAGGGCCAGAGGUAUGUCAGGCGGUGGUGGGCUAUCUAGUGAUUGUGAUGAGGAAGUGGCGACUAAUAUGGGGAUCAGCUACACAACGAAUAUUUGGAGGCGGCUGGAGGGGGAGUGUGCAGUUGUUUUGCGCCGCUAUAUGGCUCAUUGCUGCAAGACAUACUGGUGCGUUGCUUUCUUUACUGUUGAUGUAGAGAAGACUUGAUGGCCAGUUCGCGCUAGUAGUCUGGAGGUCACUGGUGCCCCGUUCUUCCUAUUAUUCACUUGGAGGAGGUCACUGUCAAUCUGUCAUAACCGGCUAGGGAAACGAGGACUCACUGCCCAACAUGAUGGAGGAAGGAGGAAGCAAAGAAAGAAGUCGAUGUUCUUCCUGGGAUCAGCUUUGUACUUCCAGGGAUGAUUUUCCUUCCGCAGCAGUUCCUUCCUUUUAAUUUUUAUAAUGGAUUUCGCUGGUUCUGUACAUUAGGAUACGGUGGUCUUGGACAUCAAUGUAGGCUUUGGUUCCC
Lolium perenne is the source of this 2815-nucleotide messenger RNA. The record is from RefSeq and is a predicted model, not a curated record. NCBI's taxonomy places the organism in Eukaryota, Viridiplantae, Streptophyta, Magnoliopsida, Poales, Poaceae.